This is a messenger RNA of Guillardia theta CCMP2712, 576 nucleotides long. RefSeq lists its product as hypothetical. Lineage: Eukaryota; Cryptophyceae; Pyrenomonadales; Geminigeraceae. The coding region runs from base 47 to 493 and encodes 148 amino acids. The record is from RefSeq and is a predicted model, not a curated record. The transcript has 10 exons.
AUCAUUCGGCACCUUUCAAGGUGCGGAAGACGCAAAGGGCAGCACCAUGCCUGAGAAUAGAUAUUCAAGAUAUGCUUUGGCUGCCCUUGCGUUUGCUAUGUGCGGUGCUCUUGCAUUGGUGUUAUCAUUUGGGUCUGGUCGUAACUCGACUGUCUUGGAUUCAUUGGGCGUUUUCAGCCCGAAGGAGAAGGUUGUACAAUUCUCCCUCAAGCGGGCAAGGACGGACUUAGAUCCUGGUUCCCUCCAAGGCUUGAUCGCUGCUGCUGAUGGGGGGAGCAUGCACUCGAGCUGGCAAGACAGGCCGCGUCAUCAAUCGAGGGAUAGGACCUUCGACUCGCUUACAAGGCUGCAGGAGCAGGAGACAACGCAGUCUGACAGGAAGGCGUCUGACUCACAGGCGCCGAUCUUGAGAAAUGCCCUUGGGAAGACGCUUGCGAAGUAUUUCACCACUGUGAGAUCUGUCAAGGAUGAUCAGGGAACUUUCAUCGCCUAAUUCACAGACAUCAAAGCUUUUGCGUGAACAUUUUUGCUUGUAACUUAAAUUAUUGUGCAAGAAACUUUUUCAGUGAGCCUCCG